CGGCGGGAGCGGCAGAGGUGAGUUGAUGGCUGCCCUGGGGGACGAGGUGCUGGACGGUUACAUGUACCCAGCUUGCACCCUGUACUCAUACCCGUACCCCUACCCGGCCGCCGCCAAGGACAAGCGCGCGGCGGGCGGGGGCGGCUGGCGACACCCGGACGGGGGCUACCCUCCCGUUUCCUCCUCUGACGGCGCGGCCCCGUCGUCUUUCCCGGGCUACGGGCAGCUGGCGGCCGCCGACUACCUCCACAGCUACCAGCGCGCGCAGCUCAUGGCCCUCCUGUCGCAGAUGGGCCCCGGCCUCGCCCCGCGACCUGGCCGAGUCAGCAUUCGGGACGUGGCGGUGCAGGUGAACCCGCGCCGCGAUGUCUCGGUGCAGUGCUCGUUGGGGCGGCGCACGCUGCUGCGCAGGGCCCGCGAGCCUGGAUCCUGCUCCGAAGGGGCGGCGGGCGCGGGCGGCAGCGGCCUGGUCUCCCCGCAGCAGCCCCGCCGGGGCCCGGAGCAGGGUAGCUCCCCGAGCGGCGCCUCGCGGCCCAUACGCUUCCCGCGCACAGUCGCCGUGUACUCGCCCAUGGCCACCCGCCGCCUCGACACCCUCCAGGAAGGAUCCGAGGCCGUGGCGGGCGAGCAGAGGCCGGGGGAGCUGGGGGGAGAGCGAGGGCCACCACCUGCCAGACCCCGAGGCCCCGAGGCAGGAGAGGAGUCGGCGAGGAAGACGCCCCAACCGCCGCAGUCCGCGGAGGAGGAGGACGAGGCCCAGGCUGCAGUGCGGGAGAGCCCGGAGCAGCCCUCGCCAGUGGCCAGGGCCCCCGACGCCGUGGGCGAGGGGUUGUCGCCGCGGAGCCCCCAGCCCGGCAAGGAGCGCCUGCGCUUCCAGUUCUUAGAGCAGAAAUACGGCUACUAUCACUGCAAGGACUGUAACAUCCGAUGGGAAAGUGCCUACGUGUGGUGUGUCCAGGGCACUAACAAGGUUUACUACAAGCAGUUUUGCAGAACCUGUCAGAAGUCUUAUAACCCUUAUCGUGUGGAGGAUAUCACCUGUCAGAAUUGUAAACUGACUAGAUGCUCCUGCCCAGUAAAACUUCGCCACGUGGACCCCAAAAGGCCCCACCGUCAAGAUUUGUGUGGGAGAUGCAAAGGCAAACGCCUCUCCUGUGACAGCACUUUCAGUUUCAAAUAUAUUAUUUAAGCGAAAAGCAACAAACCAUAAACCCUGGUCCUACUGAUCAGGUGCUAAGGGAGCAGACAAGUGAGCCUUUUUCCAUGCUCUUCUCCUUUCUCCCUCUCCCUCCUCUAAAUACUUCACGAAAGGCUGUAUUUGACAAAGCUGUCAAAUAAAAGCAUUGCAAAACAA
Phacochoerus africanus (Common warthog) is the source of this 1354-nucleotide messenger RNA. RefSeq names its product zygote arrest 1 (gene ZAR1). Gene Ontology annotation, biological process: translation. Gene Ontology annotation, cellular component: cytoplasm. Lineage: Eukaryota; Metazoa; Chordata; Mammalia; Artiodactyla; Suidae. The transcript has 4 exons. The record is from RefSeq and is a predicted model, not a curated record. Gene Ontology annotation, molecular function: mRNA base-pairing post-transcriptional repressor activity. The coding region runs from base 26 to 1189 and encodes 387 amino acids.